GUCUGAGAACCAGAGAGCUUCCUCGUACAGUUGAGUAGAGAAUAGGAACGUGAAGACAUGGGACAAGCCCUGAAUAUCCAGAGCUGCGACUUGCAGAUAACCAGAAACAAUGAAGAACAUCACACCAUGGACAUCAGUUCCAGGCGCCUCGUUGUCCGCAGAGGGCAGCCCUUCACCAUCACCCUGCACCUCCGACCACUGGUUCGAGGAUUCCUCCGGGUUUUAAAGAAGGUCUCCCUUGUGGCUCAAACGGGGGAACAGCCUUCCAAGACAAACAGGACCAAGGUCAAAUUCCCCAUCACCAGCCUAGGGAACCCUAAAUGGUGGAGUGCAGCCAUAGAAGACAGAGAUUUCCAAACUUGGACCAUCACGGUGACCACACCUGCUGAUGCCAUCAUCGGCCACUACUCCCUCCUGCUUCGGGCCUCUCGAAGGACUCAGUACCCCCUGGGCCGCUUCACGCUACUUUUUAAUCCCUGGGCACGAGAGGAUGCAGUCUUCUUGGAGAACGAGGCACAGCGCAGGGAAUAUUUGCUGAGCCAGAAUGGCCUCAUCUACCUGGGCACAUCGGAUUGCAUCCAGCCACACCCUUGGGACUUUGGCCAGUUUGAGGUCAAUGUCAUUGAUCUCAGUCUCAGUUUACUGGAAGUAGAUAAGAAAGUCAACCAGUGGAAUGACCCUAUCCAUGUGACCCGGGUGCUUGGAGCCUUGCUGAACGACAGGAAGGAGAAGAGUAUUCUGGCCACAUCUCAAACCCAAGAUUCCAAGGACGAGAGAUUCCUGUACAAGCGCCGAGGGAGUUUGCCCAUCCUCAGGCACUGGCUCACUGGCCAAGGGCGGCAGGUGCCUGAAAAGCAGGCCUGGGUGUUGGCAGCUGUCACCUGUUCAGUGCUGAGGUCCCUAGGAAUCCCUGCCCGAGUUAUCACAAUCUUUGACUCAGCCCAAGGCACAGGAGGAGCCUUGACCGUGAAUGAAUAUUAUGAUGAGGAUGGGCUUCAGACUGGAGAGGACCAAGGAAGCCGAAUCAGUAUUUUCCAAGUCUCAACUGAAUGUUGGAUGACAAGACCUGAUCUGCCCUCAGGUUAUGGAGGAUGGCAAAUUGUGGACUCAAGCCUUCAGAAAGAAAGUGGCCAUAAUGUCUUGGGGACCUGUGACCUAGUUCCAGUUAAGGCAAUCAAGGAAGGGGCUCUGGGGUUGAGUCCUGUGGCACCAGUUCUUUUUGCCUCACUCAAUGCUUCCUGUGUAGUCUGGAUGAGAACAAAGGAUGGGGCAGUGGCUCGGGCUGAUUCCAGCCCCAAGUAUGUGGGCAACAACAUCAGCACCAAGGGGGUUGGAGGGAAUCGUUGUGAAGACAUCACUCAAAACUACAAAUAUCAUGAAGGAUCUCCACAAAAAAGAGAGCAAUUGGAGAAAGUCUGGAAAGAGAGAGCUGAACCUGGAAAGGUCAAUGGGCUCUCCCUUAGUCCAGAAACAUCAGGUCCUCUGCACAUGCUCUUGGAUUCAUCCAGCUCCAUGCCUUUGGAUGGAGACGUUGAGUUAGCUGUGAAGUUGUUUAACCACACUAAUGAGGAAAAGACUGUGGAUCUGGUGAUUGGGAUCCAGGCCAUGGACUAUAAUGGAGUCACCACUACACAACUCUACAAAAAGAAGUUAUUCCUUACUCUUCAGGACAAUGAGGUCAGAACCAUCAGUACAAGCCUGUCCUCCUCUCAUUUUGUACAAAGCCCUCCAGAGAACAGUAUCCUGAGACUGACAGCUGUGGCAACCCACACAGAUCCUGAGACUAACUACUUUGCUCAACGGGACAUUGCCAUCUGCAAACCACAACUCAUCAUUGAGAUGCCAGACAUGGUAAAACUGUACAAACCAGUCGUAGCUUCCAUCAUUGUUCAAAAUAAGAUGGACUCUCCCAUGGAUGAUUGUGUGAUCACGGUAUUUGGAAGAGGACUCAUUUACAGAGAGAAGAGCUAUAGAUUAGGUUCUGUCUGGCCUGGAAAUUCUCUCUACUGCCAGAUCCAGUUCACUCCAACCCACGCAGGGCUCCAAAGACUCAUCGUGGAAGUGGAUUGCAGCAUAUUCCAGAACCUAACAGGCUACAAGAGCAUUAAUGUGGUGAUGCCCGAAUCUCCAGCUUGAGUUUGCACGCUGCGCCUGC
Molecule: messenger RNA, 2155 nt
Organism: Gracilinanus agilis (Agile Gracile Mouse Opossum)
Lineage: Eukaryota; Metazoa; Chordata; Mammalia; Didelphimorphia; Didelphidae
Gene: EPB42
Product: erythrocyte membrane protein band 4.2
Exons: 13
Coding region: 58-2136 (692 amino acids)
Biological process (GO): peptide cross-linking
Molecular function (GO): protein-glutamine gamma-glutamyltransferase activity
Source: RefSeq, a predicted model, not a curated record